This is a messenger RNA of Punctularia strigosozonata HHB-11173 SS5, 2177 nucleotides long. Its product is annotated as beta-lactamase/transpeptidase-like protein. The transcript is spliced from 7 exons. The record is from RefSeq and is a predicted model, not a curated record. Bases 139 to 1911 code for a protein of 590 amino acids. NCBI's taxonomy places the organism in Eukaryota, Fungi, Basidiomycota, Agaricomycetes, Corticiales, Punctulariaceae.
CGCAAACGGCGCGAUGGGUCAUGAUGAUUUGACUGCCGGGGCGGAACGAAUACAGCUCUGUGGCCUGAGGCAGGAUACUUCAAGAGCGUGCUGGCCGGCUUCUCCUCAGCAAGAUUCUCCAGACUUAGCCCGACACGGAUGUCAGCAGCGAAGGAAGGACUCAAGAGUUGUGCUACGCCCGAUCAAGGUGCUUUCGCGCCGCAGGAGCCUAUGAAGAGCGACGCCGCGCCGGUUGUCGACGCGGCCUUCAAGUCGUUCGUAGAAGGCAUUCUCGCACACGACGCUAUACCUGGCCUCUCCGUCGCCGUGGUGUGCCCGGACGGCGGGAUCGAGCUCGGGGCCUGGGGUGUUCGAACGGAAGAGGGUGACCCCUUCGAAACCGAUACCUUGGUAGCUGUCGCAUCCGUGUCUAAGGCGUUCGUACCAGCCGCGAUGGGUAUCAUGAUAGACGACUUUGCAAAAGGGAAGAACGUUACGUCGCUCCCUCCCUCUAUCGAGGUUCUGGACUGGGACACGAAGAUCAAAGAGCUUUUGCCUGACGAGUGGGAGCUACAAGAUCAUUGUGCGACCGAAGGGAUCAACUUGCGCGACAUAUUCGCCCAUCAUACUGGCCUGUCAGAUCAUACGCACUCGCAUGGUCGCGACGAUAUGCCUCAGGACAUCAUCGCUCGUUUCAAACAUCUUCGGUCGACAUCUGGAAUUCGCCAGUCGUGGUUGUACAACAACAUGAUGUACAUGACGGGGACGUACAUAAUCUCGAAGUACUCUGGCAUGACAUAUCAGGACUUCGUCGCCGAUCGUAUAUUCAAGCCCCUCGGAAUGAAAGACACCACAUAUUCACCUUCCCGAGCGGAAAGCACCGGCCGGUUCUCCCAUUCCUGGACCAGAUCCGGCCGACGUAUCCCACACUUUAUAGAUGACCAGGUCGCGGAGCUCUGCGCGGGUGGCGGUGGUGUGAUCACCACCUCCGCCGACAUGGCGCGAUGGGUGCGAAUGUGGUUACACCAAGGGGUGGAUCCGGUCACGAACGAGACGGUGCUCCCGAAGUCUGUCUAUGACGUCGCGAUCGCGCCGGCUUCCAUCGUCCGGGGUCUUCCUGGGUUCAUACAAGUACCCAUCAUGAACUACGGUCUGGGAUGGAUCAGGAACUCGUUGGAAGGCUUAGAUAUGAUAUGGCACGCUGGCGCUAUUCCGGGCGUAUCAGCUCUCGCAGCAUUCUUCCCGCAGGUCAAGGCCGGAGUAGUAGUCCUUGCAAAUGCGGACAACACCACGUCGGCCACAGUGCGGGUUGGGAUGCGUAUCCUGAAGUCCGUACUCAAACAACCUCUCCAGGAUACCGAAGCUGGCGAACAAGGAGCUAGCCCUGCCGCUCACAGAUCCGUGGGCGUGCCGCCUCCUGCUGCAUCAAGCGCUCCGGCGAUGGCGCCUUCUCUCGCACAUCUCGCGGGUAUUUACUCCGAUCCCGGAUACGGAACUUUAAACCUACGCGCCUCCGAGAGUGCUUCGCGCUACAGCGAUGCUGUGAUAGCUGAUUUCGCGAGCGUGGAUGCAGCGAAGGGGGAUUCGGCGGGGCCGCAGCUCCUCGCCGCCUGGAACCGCGUGUUCUCGAGCCACGUCCGCUUUGUCCCGCGCGCCGAUCGCGCAGACACGUUCGACGUCCGGUUCACGAUGCUGUACCCGCGGGGGUACGGGGCGGACGCGACGCCGUUCGAGACGACGGCGCAGCUCGGGCCCGGCGCGCAGGCCACGGCCGAGUUUGUGAUGGACGAGGAGGGCGAGGUGUUGGGAUUCGGGAUGUUUGGCGUGGCGGGAGGGAAGACGGAGAGGAUGAGGACAGGGAAGACGGUGUGGGAGAGGGCGGACGUGUGGUUCGUGAGGGAGCGUGGGCCCCGGGUCGAAGCGCACGAGUAGCUGUAAGUGAAUCCUUUCCGUCCCAGCGGCGCGAUCGGACAAGGGGGAUUGCGUGAUCCGGUUGCAAAGAAUGGCUUGGACUGCCAGAACAGGGCGAGCAUAUGCCCCACUGGGCAGCUUCAGUCCGACAUGUUAGGGUUCGGGGCAGGUUCCUCGUGCAUAUCAACGCGCAUGAUCAGUUCCUUCGUGUCGAGAAUGCAUCAUGCAUCGAACCGUAAUGCCACCAACGUGUCGUAUGAUCGAAGUGUAUCCAGCAGGAGUACGCG